Molecule: messenger RNA, 4581 nt
Organism: Aspergillus clavatus NRRL 1
Lineage: Eukaryota; Fungi; Ascomycota; Eurotiomycetes; Eurotiales; Aspergillaceae
Product: GTP-Rho binding exocyst subunit SEC3
Exons: 4
Coding region: 1-4581 (1526 amino acids)
Biological process (GO): exocytosis; Golgi to plasma membrane transport
Cellular component (GO): plasma membrane; exocyst
Molecular function (GO): phosphatidylinositol-4,5-bisphosphate binding
Source: RefSeq, a predicted model, not a curated record
AUGAGCGCCCGUGAUCGCUCGCGUGGGCCCCCCUCUGGCGACUUUGUACCGCAUAGGGAGCCCCGUCGUGUGGGCAAUGGCGGAUUCACGGGUCCGGGUGAGGCGACAACGUCAAGAGCUGAGAAAUUUGAGGAUGAAAAGAGACGAAUUAUUCAGAGUUGUUUCUCGAAAAAGGAUAGUGACGGCUCAUGUGCGUAUACGCUUGCUUUCUGCCUUUCGCAAAUCAUCAACCCCUACCUGGUUCUGGCGGAGAGACUUCGGGAGUAUUUUGAUCUUGAGCUCCCUCUUCCCUUCCGUUCGCAGUUCUGGUUUGCUACAACAGUGGUUGAGUCGUACAUCACACACAUUCGCAUCACAGAAGAUGCCGCAUAUCCGUCUACCCCCGCGCCGCCCAAUUCACCUCCUGAGAACAAGAAGGUUCGAGUGAUAGUCGUUGCUGUCCGAAGGUCCGGAAGAGUUCGUAUGCACAAAGCUCGAGAAAACAAUGAUGGCACAUUUUCUAUUGGUAAGACUUGGAUGCUCGAUGAUCUGUCUGCUGUUCAGUCAUAUACCGGAUUUGUUCCCUCAACGCCAAUGGAGCAACAACAUAAGCAAUGGGCUGCUACUGUUGGCUUUGUGGUGACAGUGGGGAAACCUUACUACUGGCAUGCUCGAAGCUCCAAGGAGAAGGAUUUCUUCAUUGGCAGCCUCGUGAAGAUUUACAGAAAAUAUACCGGCGGGAAACUCCCAAACCUUAUUGGAUUUGACGAUCGUGAACGACAACUGCUUGCCGGGACGCCGUCUCCCGGGCCGCCCGGGUCGAGAGGUGGUGGUCUCCCUGGCGCUGAGAGAGCCUUCCCCGUGCCUCGAUCACCGUCUUCGCAAGGCAGUCGCCCUCAGUCGCCAUACACCGGUCGCGCACCCAGCCGUGACGGACCCAGGGAGUUCCGACGGCAGCCCUCCGAAGAACAAGUUCUACGAGCCCAGAGAAGCCGAGACCAGAUGCAAAGGCCGUCCACCAGCCAUUCUGGAAGAGUGCCUGCACCUUCGCCAUUAGGGCCGUCUCCACAACCACUGCCAGCAUUCUCCCCUGAUCACCGUGAUCAGCCUCCUCCGCGUUCGAAUGAGCGUCUAACGACAGAAAACCGGGUCCCCAAGGUACCUGUUUUGGCUCCUCCAGAACCAAGGACCAAAGAAGUUCCCAGUAGCUUGUCUAUCUCUACACCGUUGUCGCAUGUCAAGUCAGAUGCUAGUAUUCAAGCUAGUGUCAGCCUAGAUACGCGACCCCCGCCGCUGCCAGACAGUCAGGUUCCAUCUGAGCCAAAUCCCGUUCUUCAAACUGAGGAACCAAGUUCCAGUUUGCGCGAUGUCGGCCACAACAAGGACAUUCCCGCUGGUACCCCAGGCUCGACAUCAACCGAAAAAUCUAAACUUGCGCAACCUGCGGCAAGUGGCCUGGACUUGGACAAACCUUUGAAUCCAAGUAUGGAAAAAUUAUCAAUUCGGGAGGCGCAGGAAGACCAAUCACUUGGACCGGUCGCCAUGCAGGCCCCUGAUAUACCGCCCGCGUUGCGACCAGCUUCAUCGAGAAGUGACAACGUACCUAAACCAUCAGUCACCCCUGAGGCUCCCGAGACGAUACCUCCCCUUGCUCCCCUUCAGACAACAGAACCGAGCGGCCCACCGGCAGAGAAAUUACCAAGCCCUCCUGUUCUCAGCUCCCCAGAGUCUUACAAAUCUGUAGAGGAAGAGAUGGAUGCACACCGACCAGGACUUGGACCGAUGAUCAAGAAGAAACCAAGUAGGGAUAUUGCGGGGGCAUUUCGCAAAGCUGCUACUGCAUAUGGGGCAUUCAGACCCCGACCCGGUGGCGCUGGUGAAAGAUUACUGGCAGCAGCGAAAAAACAACAAAGUAUGUCUGAUGAACCGGAUGGUAUUACCGGCGUUAUUCCUGCACCCUCUCUCCGGGUUGGAAACGAGCCAGCCAGUGCGACUGCUUCUGCACCUGGUACGCCGGACAAGGAGGCACCGCCGCCCCUUCCAUCACCCGUCAAAGAAUUACCAUCUCCUGUAGUGCCGACUGUAGUGGAGCCACCGACGGUUGAGAUUACGCAAGCCGUCGCCGACGAUGCUGCAACGACCAUAACGGUGACCGAGGAUGAAAUGAGGGACAGUGCUCGAGAUGCGGUCAAAAUCCCCGCCGAUGAAAGAGCAAGAUCCGUUUCUCCUUCACCCAACGGCCGCCGCAGACGCCGGGAGGACAAUACGAUCAAAUACUGUCAGGCUCUGGGAAUCGAAACCGGCAUCCUAGAAGGGCGAGGAGUCGAUUUCGAUGACAUCUUGACUGAUCUUGGCUGGAAUGGUCGCUUGAACGACGAGAAAAAGAUUGAGGAUCUCGAAGCGGACAUUCGCCGCGAGAUAGGACGUGUCGAGGCUACGAGCUGGCUUGGAAACCUCGAGCAGCAGGAAGGCAAGGUCGACCAACUUGCAAAGCUAAUUGAAAGAACCAUUGAAGAGUGCGAAGAGCUAGAGGGCUUGCUAACUUUGUAUUCGCACGAACUCAACACUUUGCAUGACGAUGUCUCGUAUAUUGAGACUCAAUCCCAAGGUCUGCAAGUGCAAACUGCAAACCAGAAAUUGCUUCACAAUGAGCUUCAGAACCUUCUGAAAACGCUGUCCAUAUCUUCUGCUGAUCUGCAGCCAUUGAAAGAGUCCUCGCUCAGCAAUCCGGAUGGUCUGAGAGACACUGAAAUGGCAUUGUCGACCCUUUACAAAGCGAUGGUGAUGAUCGAUCCGGACGUUUGGCAAAACAAGAAGCGGUUGGUGGAUGCUGCUGGGGAACAAGGAAGUGUUGGGGUGUAUGCCGAUACCGAAAUCGGGCAAAUGCGCGCGAUCAAGGAAAAGAAGGAGGAGUAUCGCGCGCAGUCUCGGAUGUUCCUGCAGCGGCUUCGCCAGUUUAUGGCCAUCGCCUACAAGGUAGCCGAGCAGAAGAGGAUCGAUGCAGCAGCCAAUGGGUCUAAAGACAGUCUCAAGUUGGACAGCGAGGCUCGAGCCUUUUUCCGCCAGGAGCUAUGGAUGUACAGUGCCUUGACACUCUUUGCCAGAGAGGUCAGUGCGCCGGAAUGGCAGGGGUUGAUCAAUCUCUACGAACAACAAGCCAAGCUGCCUUACCAGAAUGAAUUCCGGGACAAUGCCUUAGCGUGGAAGAGAGCCGCCCGAAAGCCUACUGGGGAGGAACAGGAGCUUCUCUUCACCCACCAGGAGAAAGAAAAGGAGAGCGAGGGGAUUACAAUGGCAGCGCGCAAGUUGACUGUGCGCAGAGGUAAGACCAUGCGGGCCGCCGCUGGUCUGAGGCUCUCAUUCGGGGAGAAGCAACAUGGGAAGUUAGAGCCCUUUGAAGUAUUUGCCGGCACUUUGCAUGAGACCCUGAACAUGAUCUCCGAAGAGCAGAACUUUAUCAUUCUCUUCUUCCACUUGAGCUCGCUGGCUCAUGUUGAGUUCCCUGACCUCGUGGCUUCUGGGAACCCGGAUGAGCGCCCCCUACCUGAUUUCAGGGCCCGACAAUCGCAUGACCCUGACCGUGGGAUGGCCCGGAAAGUUGAGCAGAUCAUGGACGAGGUCUACUCGUUCUGGUCCAGUGACAUGCAGAAUCUGGUGGACUGGGCCCUUAAAUCCGAUCCUCUACAAGGGAUUGGAAUCCUAUCCGCCCUGGAGAAGGCGAUGUCGGACUUUGACGACACGAACCAAGAGUUCAUCAUUCAUUGUCUUCAGAAGCUGCACUCUCGUCUCAACGGGCUGUUUAAUCGGUUUGUGGAUGAACAGAUUCGCGGCAUCGAGGACACCAAAGUCAAGGUCAACAAACGCAAGGGUGUCAUCUCGUUCAUGCGAGUCUUCCCGCACUUUUCGGCGGCGGUGGAGAACAUGCUCUCCCAGCCGAACCAGGAAUUCUUUGACAUCCGGGUGAGUGUCCACGAUGCUUACGACCGCAUCAAUCGGGCGAUGUGGGAGUCCCUGAAGUUUAUCGCCAAAGAGGCCCCGACCGGAGCCGGGGCCACUGGUGGGGAUCACGAGGACAAAGAAGUCUUGAAUUAUCACAUCCUCCUCAUUGAGAACAUGAACCAUUAUAUUGAAGAGGUGGACGUGCGGGGCCUUCCGGUAUUGGAGAGAUGGCGGGACCGGGCACACCAGGAUUACGAGGAGCAUCUGAAACUGUAUCUGGACCUGGUGAUCCAUCGGCCCCUGGGCAAACUGCUCGAGUUCAUUGAGUCUACCGAAGGACUGAUGGCCGGCGGUGGGAACCCAGCAGACAUCUCCAGUCGCCCCAGCCACACGCGCUCGGUGGCGAAGAAGGUCUUGGCGAUGUAUGAUGGCAAGGAGAUUCGGCGGGGCAUUGAACUGCUGAAGAAACGGGUGGAGAAGCACUUUGGCGAUGGCGACGAUACGGGACUCAGUCGGAGCCUCGUGAUGAAGGUCCUUCACGAGUGCGAACGCCGGUAUGAGGAAGUGUAUGAUCGGACCCGACGGGUGCUGGAUGCGGUAUACGAAGGACAGCUUGAGCUGGAAUGGCGCAAGGAGGACGCGAUAGCGAUGUUCAAGCGAUGA